CUGUCCAAUCAGAGCGCGUCUUUCCCGAGCCCCGCCCUGCUCUUGUUGCUCGGCUUACUCCGGCCCACCCGGUGACCGCCCGCCCGGUGGCGGAGGAGCAGUGCGGUUACCCUAGGAACCCCCGAUCAUGUCGCUGCGAGUGGCUAGGAGCGCGCGGGCCGUGGCCUGCAGCCUGCGCAGCGCCCUGGCCUCCUGCCCGCCGCGGCCCUGGGUGCCGAGCGCCGCCGCCGUCCGCGCGCUGCGCACUGGAUCCGCUGUGCAGUCGGUGCGUAAAUUCACAGAGAAACACGAAUGGAUAACCACAGAGAAUGGUAUUGGAACAGUGGGAAUCAGCAAUUUUGCACAGGAAGCUUUGGGAGAUGUUGUUUACUGUAGUCUGCCUGAAGUUGGGACAAAAUUGAAAAAACAAGAUGAGUUUGGUGCUUUGGAGAGUGUGAAGGCCGCCAGUGAACUCUACUCCCCUCUCUCGGGAGAGGUGACCCAAGUCAACGAGGCUCUUGCAGAAAACCCGGGGCUCGUCAACAAAUCCUGUUAUGAAGAUGGUUGGCUGAUCAAGAUGGCACUGAGUGACCCUUCAGAGCUGGAUGAUCUAAUGAGUGAAGAAGCCUAUGAAAAGUAUGUGAAAUCCAUUGAGGAGUGAACAUGGCACCCCACUCCCAACAGAACUGUGGGGUAACCUGCUCCAGGAUGCUUGUCUUAAAUUAGUGGAGGAUAGUAGAUUUGAAGUAACUUUUAGCAAUACUGAUGGAAGGAAACUAUUCUCUACAGUGCUACUUAAAAAACCCAACUUCCUGAUGGGUGCAGAUAAACACAAUGUACAUAUGUUUAAUAAUCCCCAUGCUAGAUAUUUAAACGAGGGGUUAAGCACUGGUGUUUAGAAUUCUUAAUCAUCUAUGGUAAAAAAAAAAAAAUGGUUAUGAAGCUGGGUUUGGUGAUGAACCUAUCCUUUAAUCCCGGCACUCGGCAGGCAGAUCUCUUGUUAGUUCGAGGUCAGCCUGGUCUACUAACAAGUUCUAGGCCAGCCAGAGUUACUUGGUGAGAUCCUACUCAGUGAAUAUAAGAAUUCCGUAAUUCACUAUAACAGUGUUAUAAAUCUCCCAUAAUAUUGUAACUUGCCCACAUCCACCACUGGAUUUUGGCUAAAAGACUUCAUGUGUCUUCUCAUUGGCAAUGCCUGGGAGCACAGGAAAGUAUCGUACAGUGUCAGGUGCAGGACAGCACUGUCGUAAUUUUACCACGUGCUGCGUUGGCUGCCAUGUUUUUCCUCUAUGAAGUACUGGCUUUGCAAAGCAGUGAGAAACAAAUAAAACAGUUUUCCUCUUU
Microtus ochrogaster (prairie vole) is the source of this 1323-nucleotide messenger RNA. RefSeq names its product glycine cleavage system protein H (gene Gcsh). Gene Ontology annotation, biological process: protein lipoylation; glycine decarboxylation via glycine cleavage system. NCBI's taxonomy places the organism in Eukaryota, Metazoa, Chordata, Mammalia, Rodentia, Cricetidae. Gene Ontology annotation, cellular component: cytoplasm; mitochondrion; glycine cleavage complex. The record is from RefSeq and is a predicted model, not a curated record.